Molecule: messenger RNA, 428 nt
Organism: Staurois parvus
Lineage: Eukaryota; Metazoa; Chordata; Amphibia; Anura; Ranidae
Source: the annotation of a GenBank genome assembly
UGGUGUGCUGUGUCCCAGGGAUCACCAAUCAAUGGAAAGAGAUGAAGAUGUCGGCUUGGUCAUGUGAUCAGCUGUGUCCAAUCACAGCUGAUCAUGUGGGACAUCUACACUGAUCAUCAGGGCACUGAUGAUCAGUGUGCCCUGAUGAUCAGCGUAGCUCCAGCAGUGCCACCUGUCAGUGCCCAUCAAUGCCAGCUGUCAGUGCCCAUCAGUGCCCAUCAAUGCCACAUGCCAGUGCCUACCAGUGCACAUCAAUGCCACAUAUCAGUGCCCAUCUGAGCUGCCUUUCAGUGUCAUCAGUGCCAGUCAGUGCCACCUAUCAAUGCCAGUCAGUGCCACCUAUCAGUGCUGCCAUCAGUGCCAGUCAGUGCACCUAUCAGUACCCAUCAGUGCCGCCUAUCAAUGCCAGUCAGUGCCGCCUAACAGUG